Molecule: messenger RNA, 978 nt
Organism: Aspergillus saccharolyticus JOP 1030-1
Lineage: Eukaryota; Fungi; Ascomycota; Eurotiomycetes; Eurotiales; Aspergillaceae
Gene: cspA
Product: putative cell surface protein
Exons: 3
Source: RefSeq, a predicted model, not a curated record
AUGGUCAAGGGAACUAUUGCGCUCCUGGCAUUGGCUGCCCCGGCUCUUGCUGGUGUCAUCCAGGGUCGCGGCGGAGAGCCCGACAACAAGAAGCCUGCCACUACCAAGAAACUUGUUCUCACCACCGAACCUCCCCGCACCAUCACCAAGACCACUACCUAUGUGACUACUGAGUGCCCGGAAACCACCACUGUUGUCACUUCUGGCAACAAGACUCUCACGGUCCCCAUCACUCUCACCAACACCAUCACUGUGACCACCACAUGGUGUGAGGAACAGGGCAAGACUGUGGUUCCCACCGGCAAGGAGCCACUGCCCACCGGCGUGAAGCCCCAGCCCAAGCCCAACCCUACUGGUACUGUCUUCCCUGUCAAGCCCACUACCAGUCACGGCACUGCUCCCAUCAAGCCCACUACCAGUCACGGCACUGCUCCCAUCCAGCCCACUACCAGCCACGGCACUGCUCCCAUCAAGCCUACUACCAGUCACGGCACUGCUCCCAUCCAGCCCACUACCAGUCACGGCACUGCUCCCAUCCAGCCCACUACCAGUCACGGCACUGCUCCCAUCCAGCCUACUACCAGCCAGGGCACUGCCCCUAUCACUGGCACUGGGCUUCCCCCGGCACCUUUCCCCACCCACAGCAUCCCUACAAACGGCACUGUCCCUACCACCAAGCCUGGUCCUUUCCAGAACACCACCAGCAUUCCUAGCGCGACCCAGCCUGUGCCUGUUGGUCCAGGUCUUUCGACCACUGUGCCUUCGACCCCUGGAUCUCCCACUGGUGUUGUCCCCGUUGUGCCCGGCGGAUCUACCUCGUCUACUCCUGGCUCUUCCACCCCCGGGCAACCUGGUUCCUCUGCUCCCGCCCAGCCCGCCUCCUCGACCCCUGGUGGCUCCUCUCCCGCUGCUCCUGGCUCAUCCAGCCCUGUUAUCCCCGGUGCCUCUUCUCCUGCUGCUCCUGGCUCAUCUAGCCCU